GACAGCCGUCCAAUGGUUCUCAUGCUGACCCCUCCAUGGUUCGACCCACCGGACCCAAUCAGAUGGUGAACAGGAUGCACAACCCUGCAGGCAUUAAUCAGUUUGGACAAAUGGGUAUGCAGUCAUUAGGUCAGAGGUCAACGCCUCCCCUCCCACUUGGUGGACCUCUAAAUCAGAUGGGUAUGGGGCCAACGCGGAUGGGGCAGCCCAUGGUGGCCCAGAACCAGUACCUCCCUCCUGGUCAGUUCCCUGGGUCCAGUCCUGGCCUCGGGGCUGGCCCAGUCGGCAUGAACCAUCCAGGGCCACAAGGAGGUGUGACACAG
Oncorhynchus nerka (sockeye salmon) is the source of this 323-nucleotide messenger RNA. RefSeq names its product histone lysine acetyltransferase CREBBP-like. The transcript has 4 exons. The record is from RefSeq and is a predicted model, not a curated record. The annotation marks the transcript as partial. NCBI's taxonomy places the organism in Eukaryota, Metazoa, Chordata, Actinopteri, Salmoniformes, Salmonidae.